AUGGACGACAAGACAGGUACAUCAGCACCCGUUUCCGUCACUGUUGUCUCGGGUAUUCCCCACGGGACGGUGGUGGUCUCCCUUACGAGGUAUAACAUCAUGGUGAUUGAGCAUGACCAGCUCGUAGUCGAGUUACGGAAUGCGGACGAAGUGUUCAGAGACGUUAGCGACGAAGUGUCUGAUGAUGUUGGUGAUGCAUUAGUUGAUGAAUUUAGCAGCAAAGUACUCAAUGGAGUCAGCGACGAAGUGUUUAGAGACGGCAGAGACCAAGCGUUUAAAGAUGUUAGCGACGAGAUAUUUGAAUGCGUUAUCGACGAAGUGUUGGAGGAUGUCAGUGACUCAUACGACGCUGUGCUCUGUGGCGUCGGCUCAGUGGACAUUGAAGGUCUAUGA
Molecule: messenger RNA, 393 nt
Organism: Diaporthe citri
Lineage: Eukaryota; Fungi; Ascomycota; Sordariomycetes; Diaporthales; Diaporthaceae
Exons: 1
Coding region: 1-393 (130 amino acids)
Source: RefSeq, a predicted model, not a curated record